This is a messenger RNA of Paramecium octaurelia, 447 nucleotides long. Lineage: Eukaryota; Ciliophora; Oligohymenophorea; Peniculida; Parameciidae. The record is from the annotation of a GenBank genome assembly.
AUGAUUUUAGAAUAACCAAAGCCUCAAGAUAAUUUAAAACCAAUCAAAUUUGAACUCCUGAAUAAAAAUUUCAUUAAAUAAAUAGAUGAUUGUUUGGCAGUUUCUUUUAAUGCAGAUUAUUCGAUUGUGGCAGCUGGAUGUCAUAGAUUAAUAAAAAUAUAUGAAUUCAGACAAGGAAUUUUGAAAGAGAUACAAAUCUUAAAUCAACGUAAUAGUGGAGUGAGCACUUUAUAUUUCAUGAGAAAAUCCAAUUAGUUUAUAUCUGGAGAUAUGAAAGGAUCUAUUUUUCUUUGGGCAAGGAAUCAUGUUAAUUAAUGGACUUGUUCAUACAGAGAUAAUCAGCACAAUGUAAACAUAAAUUAUUUAAUUAUGAAUAAUAAUGAAGACACUAUGAUAUCAAGUAGUGAUUACAAAACUAAAUACUAAACAAAACAAAUGGGUCUGUGA